Molecule: messenger RNA, 3286 nt
Organism: Anas platyrhynchos (mallard)
Lineage: Eukaryota; Metazoa; Chordata; Aves; Anseriformes; Anatidae
Gene: PLEKHB2
Product: pleckstrin homology domain containing B2
Biological process (GO): regulation of cell differentiation
Cellular component (GO): membrane
Source: RefSeq, a predicted model, not a curated record
GAGGGCUGCGGGGCCGGGCCGGGGCCUGGCGGUGCCGGGGCGGCGCAGCGCGGCGGGGCUGACGUCAGGCAGGGCCGGCCAGGAGCGGCGGUGGCGGCGGCAGCAGGAGGUAUUGUGAAAUACUGACUGCUCACCCCCAUCUUCCUCUUCUGUCCACCGGAUAAAGUAACAAUGGCAUUUGUGAAGAGUGGCUGGCUGUUCCGGCAAAGUACUAUUUUACGGCGCUGGAAGAAGAACUGGUUUGACCUAUGGUCUGAUGGCCGUUUAAUAUUCUAUGAUGAUCAGAAUCGUCAUGAUAUAGAAGAUAAAAUCCACAUGCGAAUCCAUUGCAUCAACCUCAGAGUGGGGAAUGAAUGUCGAGAUUUCCAGCCUCCAGAGGGGAAGCAGAGGGACUGUUUACUGCAGAUUAUUUGUCGUGAUGGAAAGACAGUCAACCUCUGUGCAGAAAGUGCAGAUGACUGCCUGGCAUGGAAAAUUGCUCUUCAGGAUGCCAGAACACAUACAGGCUACGUGGGAUCUGACGUGAUGUAUGAUGAGACAGCCAUCUCCUCAGCCCCUCCUCCCUAUACAGCUUAUGCUACACCAUCACCUGAGGUUUAUGGCUACAGUCAGUACAAUGGUGCAUAUCCUGCGACAGGUCCUCAAGUCUUCUAUGCCUCCAAUGGACAAGCCUAUGCUGUUCCCUACCAGUACCCGUACCAAGGACCUUACGGCCAGCCCCCUGCAAACCAUGUCAUUAUUCGAGAGCGGUACCGUGACAGCGAUGGAGACCUUGCACUCAGCAUGCUUGCUGGAGCAGCGACUGGAAUGGCUCUGGGAUCAUUAUUCUGGGUCUUCUAGACUACCCAUUCCUAAUCUUUGUAGUUCCAAAAACCUUUGUGUGCAAUAAUCUAUUGGCAAUGUUGUUUACUGUUCAACUUUUAAAAUGCAAUAGUUAUUUUUCAGUAGCAGCAUCUUAAUAACUGAUUCUUAACUGUCCAAAGGAGAGUUUAAAGGCACUAUUUAGUUAAGCAGUUAGAGAAGAUGUGUUGAACUCUGUUCUGGUGUAGUAAGAUCUGUAGUGAUAAGGAUCAAUAUGAGCACCAAUGUAACACACUAGCAGUCAGUAGCUUAAUGAACAGACUUAACAUAAACAUUGUAGAAGGAUAUUUUUGGGGGGGUCUAAAAUUCAGGCCAAAUAGAAGGCUUAUAGGAGCCCUGAAUCAGCAUGUAUAUACAUUACUGGUUUCUGAACAUUUCCCACACAAGCAUACAGCUCAGCUCCAAGUCCUUGGCAUUAGGCAAUCUGCCAUGCUUAAGGACUUUCUGCUUUUAAACUUGCCUGCAGAUGGUAGUGUGCUUUCUUAAAUGGAGUCCUAUACUUGUCUUUGACACCAUCUAGGCAAAGUUGUCUGAAAACAUACAAAGCAAACUGCUAAGAAGCAGUGGCAGUCCUCAGUUUUUAUUCUCCCAGAAAUAUGAAUGACCAGUGGCAAGGAAGACCAGUAUGUGGUGUUCCAGCUCACUCUUUAUCCUGAAUCACUCCCCUCUGUUCAAAUGGAAGCAAUGGAUCUUUAGUUUUGCAAGUUGUUCUCCUUGUCUGUAGCAGUCAGUCUCAUCAGACGCUGUAACCACCACACUGAGGAAGAAGCCAUUGCCUGAUACCUCUGCUCAUGAUGACAUUGCUGUCUCUGCAGGAGGAGAGCUAACUUGAACAACCCUUGCCUUGUCAGCCCUGCCAUUUUUCCCUCUGCAUGCAGUAAUAGUCAAGAGAGAAGAGACACAAACAGCACAAGUGCAGACAGGCACUUUGGUAUCAGCUGCCUUACCACAGCUGGGAUAACAUCUGCUUCUCCUCAGCCUCUAAGGCUUCCUGAACCACGUUCAUGAUUUGCAACUAGGUUUAAGCACAGCUGAGACUGGGUUUGUUCUAUGCACAGUACCCCUCACCUAUAACAGGUUUCUUCUUUGCUUCCAUGACUUAAGGAAAACACUCCCAAGGAACCUACGUGGCUGUUCAUGGUUUUGCAGCUGGUUCCAUACACAAUGUGCUCCUGCAGGCUGCUGUGCUAUGAACUGAAACCCAGAGUGCAACCGUUGUGUGUUGUAGUGUGUUUCAUUAUCCUGCUCUAAUCCAUGCUGAGCUGUGCUUGGCAGAGGAAGGAAAGCUGAGAAGAAAUGCACCUUUCUUAAUGAAGUAAAAAGAAGCAGGGUACCCAAGUUGAAUUCUGUAUAGUAAGAGGACUUAUUUUUAUACUUUCACUUUCAUCUUCCUGUAAUCAUACUGUUGUAAUGUUAAGGCUUUCUUCUUUUUAUGCUUUCAUUCAGAAGUAAAUUUAUUUCCUCAAAGUUCAGAGGGUUUCAAGUAUGUCAGAAAAGAUGAAAGUAGAUGAGAAUUUGCAUCUGUAUAAGCACAGGUGAAGCUCUGACAUUUUUCGUUUUGUGCUAAUGCUGUUUUGGCUGUAUCCUAUGUAUUUAAGCAAUGGAGGUCUUAGACAAGUUUUGAUAACAGGCAAGGGAAAUGCUGAGUUUUCCUGACUCUUAGAACCAACACCAAUUAACUGAAAUCAUCAGAAGAAAAAACGUAUGUUGUCUUGGUUGCAUUACUAAGAGCGGGCCUAAUCCAGGGAUUGUAAACUUUCAAGAAGCUUCGGCUUGGAGCCAUAUAUCAAUGUCCAUGCAUGUCCCUUCAAAGAUUAAUAAAAGCUGCAUAUGUUCUGCCAAUGAUGUGUAGUAAGAAGGCUUUACUUGUUGUAAACAUCUUUUUAAAAAACAUCUUUUUUAAAAAAAGUGUCCCUCCCAAAGUCUUACAUCUGAAAACAGCCAUUAGCUUCUCCUAGUUACAGGUGGGGGACUAAGGAGGACUCCCUCUUUCAGAGGGAGGGUACGGGCUUAUGAACUAGGGAGGAGGUUGGUGGGCAGUGUUUACGCACAGAGCAACUGCACUGACUCCUGGCAUGUUUCUGGUGCUGAAGAACAUUGAGCUGUGUCUAGACAGAGCUACCCUGAAUGUCAUACAACAUGGGCUUCACUUUGUUCUUCAGUGAAGAUUCAGUAGGUGAUGGAACCAGCUAAGCAAAUUGAGCAAAGGAAAAAAUUCCUAAUUCUUCCUCAAAUGUGUUUGUCUUUUCCUCCUCAUGAUAUAGCUUUGAUAGAUAUAUCCUGAAGAGUAGCAUUUAGCAAUUUUUCCCCUUCUCCUAAAUCCUUCAUGUUCUUGCACUAUCAUAAAUGCUGCUUUUCAUAUGCACACGUUCUCAAUAAUUAAUAGUAAAAUAUUCUUAGCAAUAAAAUUCAUAUUUAAGUACAA